Molecule: messenger RNA, 1258 nt
Organism: Oryzias latipes (Japanese medaka)
Lineage: Eukaryota; Metazoa; Chordata; Actinopteri; Beloniformes; Adrianichthyidae
Gene: mrpl9
Product: mitochondrial ribosomal protein L9
Biological process (GO): translation
Cellular component (GO): ribosome
Molecular function (GO): structural constituent of ribosome
Source: RefSeq, a predicted model, not a curated record
CAGCCCAGGGGUCCUUCGUGUCUGUUAGCCUAGCAGUUAGCCUAGCAGCUACACAUCAACAACAGUCCGUUUGUUCGUGGCCCCUUUGCCGCCUGUGCGAUAGCCCGCUAGUCUCGGGAGGUCGUGGCCCGUUUUAGACCCUCCGGUGGGGGUUCGGACCCGUGUCAGCUGUUUGCUUUGGCCCGGGUGAACAUGUGGGGCAGCGGCCGCCGUGUCCUUCAGGAGCUGCUCGCACACGCGUCUGCCAGACGUUUCUCCGGGACACCUGCUCAGCGCACCGUGGUGGUGGAGCGAUGGUGGCAGGUUCCUUUGUCCAAAGUCGGCAGUCCGCCCAGACUUUACCCUCGAAGACACCGAGUCUACAGGCUGGUGGAAGACACCAAACACGCUCCUAAGGAGAAGAUGGAGCUCAUCCUGACCCAGACCGUACCAAAACUGGGCGGACGUGGAGACACGGUGUUUGUGAGGAAGUCUGUUGGCCGGAACAAGCUGCUGGCAGAAGGUCUGGCGGUGUAUCCGUCUCCGGAAAACAAGAAGCUGUUCGCCGAGGAGCUGCGGCUUCUGUACGAGGGGAGACCAGAGGACAGAACCCAGACCCGCACGGGACAAAUGACGGUGGAGUUUCUGAAACGCUGCAAACUGAACAUACGGCAGAUGCCGUCGGAGGACUUCCAGCUCACCAAAGAGGUGGUGUGCAGACAGUUUCUGAAGCAGCUGGGAGUGGUCGUGCCGCCUGGAGCGCUCACUCUGCCGUUGGAGCCCAUUAAGGAGCUGGGGGACUACUGGUGUGACGUCACGGUCAAUGGUUUGGACACGGCCCGUGUUCCCAUGGCGCUGCUGCCCUACGAGGACCCGUCUGCGGCCUCCCAGCGGGAGCUGAAGGCCAGGAGGGGGUCCGCUGAAGAGGAGGAGGUUCCUCCUGACUCUGAGGGUCAAACCCGGCCAGUCCAAGACGUAGCAGAACCGCUAACGGAAGGUCCGGAUGAAAGGUCAAAGUAGAACGGAGCAGCCAUCGGCCCAGCAGCUGGGUCCUACUUAAAGCUGAUGGGCCGCAGCCGUCUGCUGGGCGGCAGCCGUCUGCUGGGCGGCAGCAGCCGUCUGCUCGGCGGCAGCGGCCGUCUGCUGGGCGGCAGCGGCCGUCUGCUGGGCGGCAGCGGCCGUCUGCUCGGUUCUACUCGCGGAGCAUGAACUCUAGAAUCGGUAACCUGCCGUGUUCUGUAAUGUGGAAUCUAAAGUAAAUCUUUUCCUCCUUGGUUCA